UAUAUAAUAUUUUAUAUAAUGAUAAGAAAUUUUUUUAUUUUUCAGCAAUAGAUUUUUUAUGAUUUAAAAAAGUAUAUACGUUCAUAUAUGUUAAGUCAUGUUAUCAAAUUAUACCAAUAUUGAAGAUUAAUGAAACUUCAAUAAUUAAAAUUUUCGUUUGCAACAGUACAAUUAAUAUUUGCAAAAUCCGUAUUUAAAAUGAAAGAUAAAAGAAAAAGAAAAAAAAGAGAAAAAUUUUAUCUUCACCAAGGACUUUUUUUACAGGCACAAAAAUUGAAACAUGAAGUUGUUAGUAACUAUCCGCCACCGUCUGGAAGCCGUAUGAAAGUGUCCUAAUUAGUUUUACAGAUGGAAUUUGUUUUCCUCGCCCUACUACCGCUCAACGACUUGUUUUUAUUGAGUGUAAUGUGAAACUCAGCUUCUGACCAUAUUACGUGGGAGUCUUGGCGCCCGCAAGUACUCGUGUAUAUUCCUAAGAGUUAAAUAUACAUAUUUCGUUGUUCAGAUCGUUCAUAGUACAUACAAAAAAUAAGACGAUCAACUAAUAGAUGAUUUCAAAUAAAUCUACACAAUUAAUCUUGAUAACUUUUAAUUAUAUAUUUUCAUCACGUAUUUACUUAUUUGAUAAUAAAUUUAUAUUUUAAAAAUUAUUUUAUGUAUACAUAAAUUUAUAUAUAUAUAUAUAUAGAGUAAAGUUAUAUUUUUAUUAUUGGCCCUAUUUGCCAAAAAUUCGGCUUUCAAAUAUUCAUGUUCUCUCAUGUUAUACGAUCCUGCGGCCCUGAUCCCAUGCACGUGUACUUCACAUAUGUUCCGUUGCAGCGAGGGUCGGGGUGGGGAUUGGCGGUAACGCAUGAGAGGGGACUUCCAUAAACUGGAGGAACUGAAGGAAAUUGGAGUAACACUCAUUCAUAAAGACGUUCUUGCCGCGACUGGAUAAGAGUUUAAAAAACGUUCUAAUAUCAUUUCGAAAUAAGUAUUGAAAACAAUGACUACGCGUAAAAAAGAAGAAUCAAAUAAACAGAGAUAUCAAGCUAACGCACGUGAAAGAGAUAGAACUCACAGGUAAAUGUUCACGAUUCAAGAAAAGCAAUCUUCACUGUGCAGCGUGAACACAGCUUUCAGCGCAUUGAGAACAUUGAUUCCAACGGAGCCAGCAGAUAGAAAAUUAUCCAAAAUAGAGACUCUCAGAUUAGCGAGUAGUUACAUCAGUCACUUGGGCGCAGUUCUUGUUGUUGGUGCUAUGGAUCAACCUUGUUUACAACUAGAAGAAAGUGGUCGAGUAUACUCAACAAGUGAUUGGAGUGAUAUGCAAGCUAGACCACAAGUUUGCACUUUCUGCCUUGCUAUGCAUAAAAAAUAUAAUACAAAUGGUAAUUCAGAAAUUCUUUCUGAUUAUCAAAGUCAUAAUAUGACACCAUAUAUCUUUGUUCCAGGGAAUUCUACAAAGUGUAUUGAUUAAAAUUAUAUAUAGAUAUAUAUAUUAAAGAAUAUAUUUCUUGUAAAUUUUGUGUAAAUAUAUAUUUUUUUAAUAAAUUUCUUGCAUACAAUAGUGAUUCUAUUACAAGAAUCUAUAAUGGACUGGUAUGCAUGCUGUAUUCAUAUAAUUAAUAAUUUAUGUGAUCAAAUGUUCAAAAAUUUCAUACAUUUUUAUAAGAAGAGAAAUAGAAAAAAAUAUAUAUCAAAUAAAUAUGACUAUUUUGUUGAAGAAAAUAUAAUCUGUUUUAGUAAAUGAUUUUGAUUUAUUUAUUUAUUGUCGGUUUUUUGAAGGGAUUUAUAUGUAUUAUAUGAUCUAACAUGUUAAUAUUUAUGUAUAUGUAAGAAAUAUGUUAUAAAACAAAGACUCGUUGCUAUUGAAACGGAUCAUUUGUUUUUCGAUAAACAUUUAAGCUUCGGCGUCUGAUACAACUAUGAUCAAAACAAAAUUAAGAAGAAACAUUCUGAUCACAUUAAUAAAAAUAUUAUUCAUUUAAUAUAUUUCAUUUUGUUAUAAACAAUUUUUUAAUUUAAAAAUCGUAUAAUCUAAGAAUUUUUUAUUAAUUUUGUAGGCAAAAUAAGAACAAUUUACGAUUAAAAGAAGUACAAUCAUUGUUAACGUAGUAAGGCGGCGAAUGUUUCAGUCUUCGAAGUCCAACAAUGCAGUGAGGAGGCAUAUUUUAGUUUUUUCCUCCGUUCUCGUUUCUCGUUUCAAUUUCAGUGUUUUUAUUCGCUUGUUGAUUAGAAAGUAUUUGAUCUGUAAUCAUGUUGAUAUUCGAAGAAAACCACUCUGGAGCGUUUAGGACAAAUUAGGUAAGAAUUCGAUGAAAUAUUUAUUAUGAUUUACUAGCACAUAAUGUUCAGAAGUAACCGACUACCGUUGUUAUGGCGGAAUAGUACCAAAUAAACAUCUAGAUUUUUCUUUUCUAUUUAACGCGAUUUGUAAGAACAAAUGCAUCAAAUCGUACUUGUUUUUCUUGUAAAAAGUAAACAAAUUUUUUAUUAUCAUAAAUCGAAGUAUUUUAACGUGGAAUAAUUUUUGACAAGUUUUCUAACCACUCGAUUUAUAAGUAAGUUAUUUUUCUCGGUCUUACUCAUUCAUGGUUAUAUUAUAAAUAAAUAUACCUAAAAUAUUACUAUAUACGAUAUAAACAUAAUUAUACUAUGUAUUCUUUUCUUUAAUAAGAUUGUAAACAUAUACAUAUGAGACAUCUGAAGGCUAUCAAUGUAGUAAAUUUGUUAUAGAUAUUUAUUAAGCAUUCGUAUAAUAAUAUGUACGUAAAUCAGAAAUUGACUAGUAAAUCUAUAAUUCGCUUAUUGGAUAGAAAGCAUCGGAAAUACAAGUUCUUGGUACUUCUGGCUUACUUUCAAUAACACUGAUAAUAUUUGAGUGUUCAGUCGUAUGAAUCAAGGUAUAAAAGACAAAGAGAGGAGGGAAAAGGAAAAGCAA
Vespa crabro (European hornet) is the source of this 2923-nucleotide messenger RNA. RefSeq names its product basic helix-loop-helix transcription factor scleraxis-like. Bases 1067 to 1459 code for a protein of 130 amino acids. Gene Ontology annotation, molecular function: DNA-binding transcription factor activity, RNA polymerase II-specific; protein dimerization activity; RNA polymerase II transcription regulatory region sequence-specific DNA binding. Gene Ontology annotation, biological process: developmental process; regulation of transcription by RNA polymerase II. NCBI's taxonomy places the organism in Eukaryota, Metazoa, Arthropoda, Insecta, Hymenoptera, Vespidae. The transcript has 3 exons. The record is from RefSeq and is a predicted model, not a curated record.